CCUUGCUUCCCCUUGGACAAGCCGCAUUCAAGAACCUUUGCACGCCUCUCUUUCUCAUUACUUUUGAACUCUCGAACGUCAUCAUGGCCCCACGCGAUACCGUCUACGACCACAACGAUACGCAGAAACGUUAUGACUCGAGCAACAACAACGAUCUCAUCGAAGGUGCUGGUAAAAUCCACUUGGCGGAAGCUCAGCUCUGGGGCAAAGGCAUUAUUGCCGAUGUGAAACGUACCGUUGGCACCCACUGGUUUUCCGAGAUGAUCAACCUGAACCAGAAAACCGUUGCAGUUACUCUUCUCAUGUUCAUCACCGUCAUCGCCCCGACUCUCACCUUUGGUGCGGUUUAUGGAAAGGUCACUGAGAACCGAAUUGGUGCUAUUGAGACUAUUCUAGCUACGGCUUGGGUCGGGUGCACAUACGCUCUUGUUGGUGGUAUGCCGAUGUGUAUUAUCGGUUCCACUGGUCCCGUCUUGGCUUUCUCUACUGUCAUUUAUAACAUGUCUACGAAUCUUGAUGUCCCCUACUACACCUUCAACGCAUGGAUCAGUGUUUGGCUACUGGGGUAUUGCUUGAUUGCCGGCUUCUUUGACAUCACCCGCUAUGUGCGCCUUGCCACGCGCUUUACCGAUGAGAUCUUUGCUCUGCUCAUUGUCAGUAUUUUUGUCAUGGACGCCAUCGGCGAUCCUUUCUCCGAUGUCGGUAUCCUUCGUUUCUUGGCUCCGGGUCAUCCUUCGCACGAAGACAAUGAGGACGAUCCUGAUUACGACUACUUAAAGACUGGCUUUUUGAGUGUGAUUCUUGGUCUCGGAACAACGUCUCUGAUCUUCUUUUUCCGAAGCUUCAAGUUCUCCUCCUUCUUCUGCAAUCAGGGCGUUCGUACCUCCAUCCAUGACUUUGCGGUCACCGCUUCCGUUGUGACUUGGACGCUCGUCAAGGAGCUGCUAUUUGAAAGUGUUGAUACAGAGGGUCUUAAGGUCCCUGAUCAGUUCGAGCCUACCUUUGCUUGCUGCGAUUCCAGUUGCCUUACUUUCUUUCCCGAUGACUGUCUUGGCCAGGCUGCUGCUGCUGGCACUCGUAGUUGGUUCGUGAGUUUCUCCGACUUCAAUGGCAAGGGCUGGGUCCCGAUUGCUGCAGCUGGACCGGCUCUCCUUGCCUUCGUGCUGGUGUACCUCGACAAUGGUAUCACUUGGCAUUUGAUCUAUCACAAGAGUCACAACUUGCAACACGGAGAAGCCUACAACUACGACUUGUGUCUGAGUGGAUUCUUCAACUUUGUGAACGCUAUGCUCGGUUUACCGUGGUUGGUGGCUACCACUGUACCCUGCAUUAUUCACUUGAACUCUUUGGCUGAAAAGGACAAGGACGGCAAAUUUCUAUCCGUCCAGGAAACUCGGUUGACAAUGUUGUUCUCCCAUAUGCUGGUGGGUCUCUCUAUUUUGGCCUUGGACGUGCUGAAGCUGUUGCCUCUGCCGGUCUUGUACGGAGUCUUUUUGUUUAUGGGUUUGUCGUCAUUGCCCAAUAUUCAAUUCUGGAAUCGUUUCUUGCUUUUUUUCAUGCAACCGAGCCAGUACCCCGAGACUGUCUACACUCGCUACAUGAGCAAGGCCCGGAUCCACAAAUACACUUUGAUACAGAUUUUUUUCUUCGCGCUGGUGUUUAUCGUACAAAAUUUCAAGGCCAUUGCUAUUGUUUUUCCUCUAAUGACGCUCCUCUGUAUCCCGGCGCGCCUUUAUUUCUUGCCUCGCUUCUUUGAAGGCUGGGAGCUCAUGUUGCUCGAUGGCGAAGACGAACAGAUCCGCGAGUGGGAAGAAGCGAAGCAGCAAUCCAUGUUGUCCUCUGACGAGUUGCGUGUUGGCACUAAGCACGACAUGAAGGUAGAUGAUGGUGAUGAUGAUGCUUCCUCUGAUGAGCAGGUCUAAACGUUUAGAUCUGAGAGAAUUGUUCGCGAUCUCUUUUUGCGCUACACGCUGGGACACAUCUAAUCACAUCGUUUACGCGCACUUGAAUGAAAAUGUUGUUUCUUGCAAUACGUGUUUUAUA
Phaeodactylum tricornutum CCAP 1055/1 is the source of this 2043-nucleotide messenger RNA. RefSeq lists its product with no specific name. Gene Ontology annotation, molecular function: solute:inorganic anion antiporter activity. Lineage: Eukaryota; Bacillariophyta; Bacillariophyceae; Surirellales; Neidiaceae. Bases 84 to 1922 code for a protein of 612 amino acids. Gene Ontology annotation, biological process: monoatomic anion transport; transmembrane transport; monoatomic ion homeostasis. The transcript is spliced from 2 exons. Gene Ontology annotation, cellular component: plasma membrane. The record is from RefSeq and is a predicted model, not a curated record.